AUGUCUGACGCAGAAUCUGAACACGAUGAAGGCGCUGAAGAAGUAGAAGAUGAAAAUAAAUCAGAAAAUGAAGGUGAAGAAGAAGAAAAAUCUGAACAUGGCGAAGAAGAAGCUCAAGAAGAGGCUCGAGAAGAAGUUCCAUUAACGGAUGAAAUUAUUGUACAAUCACUAUCAUUAUUGGCUAAAACGGGAAAUGGUCUAGCACAUGCGUAUACUCGAUUUGAAGCAACAAAUCGAAAUUUAACGGAUAUAACUCGUCUUGAACCAUUUGUUCAUUUACGUUUUGUUGAUUUAUCAAAUAAUGGCCUUCGUACAAUAACAUCAUUGAGUCGUUUGAAAUUUUUAUUAACACUUAAAUUAGAUGCAAAUGAAUUAUCAUCAUUUGAUUUACCACCAUUUCCAUAUUUACAAACACUUCGUUUAAGUGAAAAUCGUAUACGAUCUAUGAAUGGAAUUGAACAACCAAGAUUAGAAAUACUUAAUCUUAAUCAAAACCAAAUUGAAAGUUGUGAAGGUCUUGAUCAAAGUAAAUUACCAAAUUUAAUGACACUUGAAUUACGACAGAAUCGUUUAACAACAACGAAAGGAUUAUCGUUACCUAAUUUAAAAAAUUUAUUUCUUGCAGCUAAUGAAAUAACAAAACUUGAAGAUUUAACUGAAUUAAGUCGAUUAACAUUACUUCAUUUACGUGAUAAUAAAGUUGGAACAUUAGAUGGUUUUAGUGAAAAUAUGAAACAAUUGCAAUAUGUCAAUUUACGUGCGAACGAAGUUACUGAUCCAGAAGAACUUAAAAAAUUGGCUGUAUUACCUAUGUUAAGAGCACUUGUUUUAUUAGAAACACCUUUAUCCGAAACUGAUUCAUAUCGAACAGACGUAUUAGUAGCACUUGAUAAACUUGAACGAUUGGAUAAAGAUCAAUAUGAUGAAGAUGAAAGAGCUGAAGCAGAUGAUGAACGAAAACGUCGAGCUGAAGAAAGUCAAGAAGCAGCAACAGAAGAUGGUUCAAAAGCAGGAGAUGCUACUGAAGGAGGAGACUGA
This is a messenger RNA of Adineta steineri, 1038 nucleotides long. NCBI's taxonomy places the organism in Eukaryota, Metazoa, Rotifera, Eurotatoria, Adinetida, Adinetidae. The record is from the annotation of a GenBank genome assembly.